CGGAACGGAAGCAACACGGCGUCCGUUCGUGGCGAUUGCAAGUUACGGGCCCUACUUUCGGGCGGAACCUCUACGAUCGCAGAGAGGUUGUUGCGUUCUAUGAUCGGGUGCGUCCCCGCGUUCGUCCUUGUCCGUCGGUUUGCUUUGGUUUUCACCCUACCCGGUGCACUGGCGCUUCUGUUCUGCCCCUGUGUGGUGUAGGCUUCGUGCGUGAAUCAGCCGAUGCGGUCCGUGAUCUGGGGUCAGCGCAGAGUGGAGUGCGGUCUGACGGUCACGACGUGCCGCACGAAUUCGUGAAGGUUCGAAGUGGCCCCCUUCGAAGGCGAACUGACCUAGCUUUUUUGUGCACUCGUUUAACUGACGUAAGUGCUGUGUGGUGCUGGCCAUGUGUGUCUCGCCCUAGGGCAAAGGUUUGAAAGUGUCGCCGGAGAGUGUGCGGACCGAAACGAGUGUUCAGUGCUGUCAUUCCGGGCUCGUUAUCAAGUGUUCGACAAAGUUGCCUGCAGCGAUUGACGCCGUCCUUGCAUCAUGCUGAUACCGUGGAACCUGGCGCUCUGGGGCCUCGCCCUGAUCGGUGCGUGGGCACUCGUCUGGUUUUUGUACGAUAAUCUAAAGUCGCUCGCCCAAAUCUGUAUCGCGCUGCUUGCGCCGUACUUUGCGCCGAACGAACACAAAUCACUCGCCGAGCGCUUUGGCAAAUGGGCCGUCAUUACCGGUUCGACGGAUGGAAUCGGCAAGCAUUACGCUUUCCAACUGGCCAGCCGUGGCCUCAACGUGGUGCUGGUCUCACGCUCCGCCGAGAAGCUAGCCGCGGUGGCGCACGAAAUCGAGUCCAAGUACUCGGUGAAGACCAAGUGGAUUGCGAUCGACUUUAGCAGCGGACGCCACAUCUACGACCAGCUGCGGAAAGAACUCGAAUCGGUGCCCGUUGGCAUUCUAGUGAACAAUGUCGGUGCAAACAUUGACUACCCGGAUGAUCUCGACAACGUUCCGGAGGAUAAGCUGUGGCAGCUGAUAAACAUCAAUGUCGGCGCGGUUACAAUGCUUACCCGAAUCCUGCUGCCCAGUAUGAAGAAGCGUGGCCAGGGCGCAAUCGUAAACAUUUCCUCCGGCACCGAGCUGCAACCGCUGCCGUACAUGGCGGUCUAUGCAGCUACUAAGGCCUACAUCCGCUACUUCACCCUGGCGCUGCAGCAUGAGUUGGAGCCUUUCGGAAUUACCUGCCAGCUGGUGAGCCCGAUGUUUGUAUCAACCAAGAUGAACAACUUCUCUUCAACCAUCAUGGAGGGUGGACUGUUCAUUCCCAACGCUGAAAUGUACGCCAAGUUUGCCACCUUUACCCUCGGUAAAACGAAACAAACCACCGGCUACUGGUCGCACGGCCUCCAAGUGGGCAUCAUGAAGCUGGCCCCCGAAUUUAUCCGGAUCGCAAUCGGCGGAGCGAUGGACAAACAGUUCCGGAAGGAAUAUUUCGAACUGCAGAAGUCCGCCACGCCGGCACAGUCCGGGUAAAUGGCGGGGCAGCUUCACAGGAUUCUUGCUUGGAGCUGCUUCAUUUGUAAUGUGUGCAUUUGUAAUUGUUGGGUCGUUGCUAACCAGCAACGCUGUUGUUAUUUGCGUUGAAUGCGCCCAAUAGGCCUUAGCAAGUAUUAAACUUUAUGCAUAGACUGAGGUGUUUAGGAACAGUUCAGGUGCUGUGGGCACCAUUUCGAGGCGAAAACCUAAAACGCAUUUCAUGUUUAAAGUUCAAACGGAUGAAAAAAGAAACAUUGUUGCUACCAACUGUAACAACUGUUGUAAUAAACUUUAAGGAACGAGUAGU
Messenger RNA from Anopheles cruzii, 1822 nucleotides. RefSeq names its product inactive hydroxysteroid dehydrogenase-like protein 1. Bases 529 to 1512 code for a protein of 327 amino acids. The record is from RefSeq and is a predicted model, not a curated record. Gene Ontology annotation, cellular component: endoplasmic reticulum. The transcript is spliced from 5 exons. NCBI's taxonomy places the organism in Eukaryota, Metazoa, Arthropoda, Insecta, Diptera, Culicidae. Gene Ontology annotation, molecular function: oxidoreductase activity.